AUGGACCUGACCUGCUGUCUGGAGAAAGCUGCUAAAUAUGAUGAUAUCAAGGAGGUGGUGAAGCAAGCAUCCGAGGGCCCUCUAAAGGGCAUCCUGGGCUAUAGUGAGGAUCAGGUCAUCUCCUGUGACUUUGACAGUGAAACCCACUCUUCUACCUUUGAUGCCGGGGCUGACAUGGCCUUCAACAACCACUUUGUCAAGCUCAUUUCCUGGUAUGACAAUUAA
Nannospalax galili (Upper Galilee mountains blind mole rat) is the source of this 225-nucleotide messenger RNA. RefSeq names its product glyceraldehyde-3-phosphate dehydrogenase-like. Gene Ontology annotation, molecular function: oxidoreductase activity, acting on the aldehyde or oxo group of donors, NAD or NADP as acceptor. The transcript has a single exon. The coding region runs from base 1 to 225 and encodes 74 amino acids. The record is from RefSeq and is a predicted model, not a curated record. NCBI's taxonomy places the organism in Eukaryota, Metazoa, Chordata, Mammalia, Rodentia, Spalacidae.